This is a messenger RNA of Lodderomyces beijingensis, 1212 nucleotides long. Lineage: Eukaryota; Fungi; Ascomycota; Pichiomycetes; Serinales; Debaryomycetaceae. The record is from the annotation of a GenBank genome assembly.
AUGAUGGCACUCAAGCAUAAGGAAAAGGCGAAAUACACAAGGUUCCCGUUUGCAACCUGUGAUAACGAGCACUUGAAGGAUACAACGGGGAUAAUCCGCCACGGGAUCAACUUGACUAUCCAGUUUGGGCUCCUAGACUUUGAAGAUUUCGAUGCCGUCAAUGAUGAUGAUGAUGACAAGGAUACCAACAAUGAUAAUGAUGGUGCGCCUCUGCUGCGACUACCAAAAAACAGGGUAGCAACAACAGCAUCGAGUGAAGAAGACGAUUGUAGCACAGAUGAAGACGAUAGUCUCAUGGAAUACGACUAUGGAUACGAUCACGUUCCGCCGAGUCCCAUUUUGGUGCCCACCGAGUUGCCGAAACUGUCCUUCAGGAAGGGAAGUUUCGGCAGGAGAGACAGUGGCGACGGCUCGAUACGGGACAUGUCUUUGAGUUUGUGCCGGGCAAAACUCGAACACAUGAUCAAUGAAUAUUUUCCCUUGGAGGUGAUUAAUGACGACCGGAUAUAUGUCCACAUUAAACACUACAUUAUCAACUCCAUAAUCCAAAAUGAAGGCAACAUCGACCAGUUUUUGACUCGAAUAGUCAAUCACCGGUUCAAGAAUGAGCUAAGCGAUGUGGUCAAGUCUAUAUUCAUUGAAAAGUACGAAGAGCUCAAGUUGGAAGAGUUGAUUGACCGGUUUUAUGCGUUUUUGAAUUGCAAAACUACGCCAACACAGGCUUUGCUUGCAAAAGUGGUGAAUCCGGGACUUUAUGACAAGUACUACAAGAUUUGGAGAUUGGAUGCCAAGGAUUUUGCAUACUACGACGAAGAAUACUUUUUCGACUACUUCAACAACGGAGGCAAAUCCGCCACCUCCAUUGAACAUUUAAUCUUGCAAAAUGGGUUCUUGAUCAAUUACAAACGGUUUGUUUUUUACUUCACGAGAGAUAUAGCUUCAUACUGUGACGACUCCGAAGACGACGACGACGAAGAUGAAGGUGAAGGAGAGGCGUCUGCUUCAUUUGAUUCCGAUUUGGACAAGACCCUCGAUUUCUCAGUUGAACACAUUGAAGAAGUUUCAAAUUCAAUUCUGCUUGAUCCCUUGACUCAUACGCCGAAAUCGCUACGAUUCAACGAUGAAAUCGAUAUAAUCAAUAUUAAUCGAUAUUUACCUGUCGACCAUGUAUUAUAUAAGCAUAUUAUAGAAGAUAUAGCAAGGAAUAAUUAG